UAGACACGCCCACAAACGUUGUAACGGCGGAAGUGUGUGAAUAUGAAAGAGGAACCUACAUUUGACCAUAACAGUUGUCUUUGAGUUUAAAAUCAUGGCCGAGCUGGACAAAACAGAGUUUCAAACUAAGAAAAACAAAACCCUCAUCAUACGACAUCUACCCAGAGAACUCAAACGAGAUGAGAAGGAAGAUCUUCUAAAAUAUUUUGGGGCCUCCUCCGUCAGAGUCCUGUCAGAGAAGGGACCCCUAAAACAUAUGGCAUUUGCAACUUUUAGCAGUGAGACCUUAGCCUCUAAGGCACUAAGCAGACUUCAUCAGCUAAGAAUACUUGGUCACACACUAGUGGUUGAGUUUGCAAGGGAUCAAGAUGCUGUCACAGUAUUGAAAGACCCACCCGUGGCUGACAGUGCAGCUGAUGCCCAAGUUGAAAAGGAAAAGAAGGAAAAACAGCAACAUAAAAUUCCUCUGGUGGACAACAGCAUUGCUCCGAAUCUGGGGUUGAAAUUUCAAACAAAUCCGUCACUGAAAUAUUUAUACCCUCCUCCUUCAAGUGGAGUUUUGACAAACAUUGCACACACAAUUUUGAGUGUGCCCAAGUUCUACGUUCAAGUUCUUCACUUGAUGAAUAAGAUGAACCUGCCCUGCCCAUUCGGACCUGUGACUGCUCCUCCCCCAAUGUUUGAGAUGCCCCGAGGCCCGCUGCAGCCCAUGCCCCCACCGUACCCACCAGAGAACCCACCACUCCCGUUGCGGGAAGAGGGUGCGACAGGCAGCGAAGAAGAAUCUGAAUAUGAGAGUGGAGAUGAUGAGGACAAAGAAAGGAUGAUCAAACUGAUGGGCCUUGUUAAUCAGCCAUGCAAAAGACAGCUGAGAGCUAAGACGACUUCUAAGAGAAAGAAACCCAAGCUGAAGGAUCUCCUGUUUACUCCCAAACCAGACUCCCACGGUGCAUCAGGCCCAGUUCUGCAGCCAGCGGACGUGUUCGAGCAACCUCAGCCAUUAGGACAGAAAAAGAUUGAGUUCCAUCUAUCGGCUGAGGUGUCUGCUAUCCUUGUGGGGCCUGGAGAGAAUCUGGAGUCCCAAUCCACAGAUGUGAAUGAAGGCACGGAUAAGACGGAGGCUCCCACUUGGGAUGCUCCAGAAGGGUUUGGAAAGAUCUACCCAAGUGCUCAGCUUCCCAGACAGGAAGAAGACAAGGAGGAAGAUGAGGACAUUCCCUCGGAGUUCAUCUCUAGAAGAGAGUUAGAGAGAGGCAGACUCUCCAGAGACGAGAUAAAGAAAAUGUCAGUGUUUAAAAAUUAUGAACCCGGAGAACCAACCUCCAGACUUUACGUGAAGAAUAUUCCAAAGCAAGUUGAAGAAAAAGAUCUGAAGUUCAUCUACGGGCGGUAUGUCGACAUCUCCUCAGAGGAGGAGAGAAACAUGUUUGAUAUUGUUUUGAUGAAAGAGGGGAGGAUGAAAGGUCAGGCCUUCAUCGGGCUCCCGAGUGAGAGAAGUGCUGAGAAAGCCUUGAAGGAAACCAAUGGAUUCAUACUCCACGACAAACCUCUUGUGGUGCAAUUUGCCCGUUCUGCAAAACCUAAACAGGAUUCUGCUGACCCAAAGAAAGGUGGAAAGAAACACUGAACUGAUGAUGUUGCAUCAAAUUACCUCAGUCAUGAGCCUACAGGAGCACUUCAUAUCCUUUUAAAUAUCCUUUUAAAAAGAGUUAUUUUCACAAGGUCAUCUUAUAACUCCUAACUUUGUAAGUUUACAUUACAAAUCUAGCAUAGCUUGUAGGGUGUAUGGAAUUGCUUCCAAAUGUCAAGCAAUAUUUUUCUGCUUUACCACUGUCCUUUAACAUUACAAUUAAGAUAUUGUCAAGCAUUAAUCUUGUUAUUCUUAUUCAUAUUCUCAUUUCUUUUCCUCAGUUUUUUCUGGAGACUGACUGUUAAGUGCUGUUGGGCUGAAGUUCAUCUACGACUUGAUCUUUUUUUUAUAUGUAGGAAAUGAUUAUGUUCAUAGAAAUCAUAUCUUUAGUGUGAAAAUUUCCAUGAGGACUCUGUCAUAACAAUAUUGUUAUUAGAUACUUUUGUAUUUAAUAUUGUUGCUUAUGUGUUGUUUGUGUGCUCAUGGAGCAGAAGAUUGGAUCCAGAUGUUAAGUAUUGUUACCAGUAUUGUUGUGCACACACAGCAUUGGCCUUUGAUGAGAAGUAGAGUAAAUUUAGAAUUAGCUAUCAGUCAGCCAACUCAUCUUCCAGCAUUACAUCAACAGAUGGUACUGUCAAUACAACAGAGAGCACAGGCAAAGAAUACACAAAAAUGGCUGUGACUGGUGCUGCCCCGACUCAAAGAUUAGCUGUUCUUUGUUCAUUGUUCUUUAGUCUGGAUUGCUGGUUCUUCAACUGGAAAUGGGGGAAGUCAUCAUGAAAUGUGUGAUGUUUCUUCAGAGCAAAUAAUCAGAACAAUAAACACCUACUUUCCCUUUACUUCCUGUUAUUAAAUUUAUGCUGUAGACAAUAAGGCGCAUUUUGGUAGCAAGCAUUAAUCUUUGUUUUAUGAUUGAUUCUAAACUCAAACACUCAUAAAUACAUUUAGUUUUUUUACGAUUUCUCAGUUCAGUUUGAUGGAAUUUUCUGAAAUUGAAAUGUGUACAUUUAAAAAUAAUUUUUUGAGAUAUGGCUGGGGUACUGGUGGCAUCUCAUCUUCAUGCCUGCACAUAUAGUUUUUAAACUUGGUGCCUUAAGACAAUGCUCACACAAUGCUCACACAUUGUGUUCCUUACACAAUGCUCAUGCAUGUCUUUGAAAUGUUCGCUUUCAAGCAACGUAACAUUCUGCUAAUACAUUUUCACAGAAGAAUGUCAGUCAUUUGGGCUUGAAAAGACAUGAGGGUUAAUAAUACCGGAACCACCGAAAUAAUUUCUACACCCUUGUAAAAAGAAAUUUUAAAUAAUCAGGGUUGGAAGUAAACAGUGCCUUGCUUGGAGAUUUUAAAGACCAACAACUUUUGCUAAUUCAUGUUACAGCACUUACAUAAGUUAUUUAAUAAAAGCGUGAAUUAUUUGGCAUUUAAAGUUGUCCAAAUACGCAUUUUGUUUUGGGGGAAGUUCUGUUGUAUUCUGAUGAACAUAAGGUAGUUUAUGUUUCACCGGAGUAAUUCGUAUGGUUGUGCCAGUGCGUCAACAAAGCGUGUGGACAUGUACCUGUAGUCAGAUAAACACGUGGCACACAGCUGCUGUUUCUGGCUGUCUUUCAUCAUUGGAUAUCAUGAACGUAUGCAGACAAACAGAAGAUGAAAAGGUUAAAUUCUUAUGCUGUUUUAAGACAAGUCCAUCAAAAGACCCGAUAGGUUUUAUGUAAAUCCCUUCUUUGUAUCUUUUGGAGGGCAUAUGGUCAAAAGUCACUUCCAUUGUAAGCGCCUUGAACACAGGGUUGGGAUGAAUAAAAAUGAUUUUUGUGGUAAUAAAAUUAUGACACAAAUUAUGUCGGUAAAGCUCAACUAAAAUGGAUCAUGGAACAUUCCUUGAAUAAGCAUUAUUAUUAUUAUUAUACUUAAUGCAUCUUACGUGUGGCGUUCAAGGACAAGGAAAGAUGUGGUACAAAUGAUUAACAACAUGUCAACCCAGUAUUACAAAAGUUAAAAAAAAAAAAAAAAAAAACAUGUAUUCCAUACAGUAUAAUCCAUCAUUUUCCCUUGACUUUUCUCCAGCCAUAGCAACCAAAAAGUGUACUAUGGUACUAUCAUGUUUUUGAUCAUGCUACCACGUAAUUCCAUGUUUUUGCAUAAGUACCGUUGUAAUACAAUGUUCAUAAUGUCUUUUUUUUUUUUUGGAUGAAUUCCUUUGGGUACCAUG
Xyrauchen texanus (razorback sucker) is the source of this 3836-nucleotide messenger RNA. Its product is annotated as RNA-binding region-containing protein 3-like. Gene Ontology annotation, cellular component: U12-type spliceosomal complex. The coding region runs from base 95 to 1627 and encodes 510 amino acids. Gene Ontology annotation, biological process: mRNA splicing, via spliceosome. NCBI's taxonomy places the organism in Eukaryota, Metazoa, Chordata, Actinopteri, Cypriniformes, Catostomidae. Gene Ontology annotation, molecular function: U12 snRNA binding; pre-mRNA intronic binding; protein binding. The transcript is spliced from 16 exons. The record is from RefSeq and is a predicted model, not a curated record.